Messenger RNA from Nerophis lumbriciformis (worm pipefish), 1479 nucleotides. NCBI's taxonomy places the organism in Eukaryota, Metazoa, Chordata, Actinopteri, Syngnathiformes, Syngnathidae. The record is from RefSeq and is a predicted model, not a curated record.
AUGAACUUCGAGCAAAUCCUCAGAGACGUCGGCGGCUUCUCCAAAUUCCAGUUCCUGAUCCUGAGCGUCCUAUGCCUCCCGCGGGCCAUCCUUCCGCUGCACUUCUUGCUGCACAACUUUGUCUCGGCAACACCGGCCCACCGAUGCGCCACGAGGCCCGCCGGGAACUACAGCCUGCCGGAAGACGGCGCCCGGGCCUCCUGCCCGACCUUCGGGGACAACCGCACCGGCGUUUGUCCUCACGGCUACGCCUACGACCAUUCCCAGUUCGUCUCCACCACCGUCACCGAGUGGGACCUGGUGUGUGAAGAUCGAGGAUUCAAUAAUGCUUUGGCCACCUAUUUCUUCCUGGGGGUGACCUUUGGCGCCAUCCUCUUUGGACAUCUUGCAGACAUGUUUGGCCGAAAGCCGACGCUGCUGGCGGCGUUGGGGGGAGCCGCCUUGAUGGGCGCCGCCUUGGCCUUCUCCAGCUCCUACACCGCGUUCGCCGUGACGCGGGCGCUGAGCGGUGUGGCGCUGAGCGGCGUGUCCAUCAUCGGAUGUGUUUUAGGCCUGGAGUGGACAGACGUGAGGCACCGCACCUUGACUGGCACGCUGAUCAGUUUGUCGUGGAGCGCCGGCAACAUGCUGCUGGCACUGCUGGCUUACGCCAUCCGCGACUGGCGGCACUUGACGCUGGCGGUGACGGCGCCUUGCGUGCCGGCCCUGCUCUGCUGUUGGUGGCUGCCCGAGUCGGCCCGCUGGCUUGUGGCCAACGGCAGGACCGCUGAGGCCCACCGAUGCCUGCUUCGCUGCGCCCGAACAAACAAAAGGGACCCGGCGGCACUGCGUCCGGAGGUCCUGGAGAAGGUGUCGGCGGAAGAUGCCGGCGGGACUCAUUGGUACGUGGACCUGCUCAGGACGCCCCGGCUGAGGAAGAUCACCCUGCUGUCCGGGCUCUUCUCCUUCGCUGUUGCCUUCCUGUACUACGGCAUCAGUUUGAGGAUCUCGGGCUUCGGCGUCAGCCUCUACCUCACGCACUUCAUCUACAGCGCCGUGGAAGUGCCCGCCAAAAUCUUAACCUAUUUUGUCCUGGAUCGAAUCGGGCGACGCAACGGCCAGGCGGGCUUCCUGAUGGCCACGGGCACCCUAAUAGCCGUAAAUGCGGCCAUCCCUCUAGAGCACUACUGGGUCCGCACCAGCGUGGCCGUGGUAGCCAAGGGCUUUUCCGAGGCGGCCUUCACAACCUCCCUCCUCUACGCUGCCGAGCUUUUUCCUACUGUCCUCCGGCAGUGCGGGACGGGAUACGCGUCGUGCCUGUGUCGCAUCGGGAGUUCCUUAGCGCCCGUGGUCCUGCUGCUGGAAGACACGUGGCUUUACCUGCCGGCACUGGUUUUUUCCGUCACGGGAAUGGUCGCCGGUGCGCUGGUCUUCCUGCUGCCUGAGACGCUGGACGUGCGCCUGCCCGAAAACAUUCUGGACAUCGAGGAAGGAAGGUAA